UUACCUUAUCCCGCUACAGGUUCAGGUUAUAUUGAACAGCAACUAGUUGACAAGCCGUCUUUUUCGGAAAGAGGCCGUCAGUGUCUGUAGGAUUUAACUCUCUCCAAAGAUGCAGUACUUGUGUGUGAUUAGUUUUCUUGCCUGUUUGCUCCCUGUCACUUUGGGAGCAAAUGUGGAGUUUUGCUACCAUCUACCAUCCUGCAACGAUGCCCAGUGGCCAACCCUGUUCCCUGAUCACUGUAAUGGGAGUCGGCAGUCCCCCAUUGACAUAGUCAGGACGAGUGCCGUGGUCAACUCCAGCCUGGUGGCUUUCACCCUCACUGGCUAUGAUGACACAACAGCCAUGUCCAAGAUCAUGAACAGCAAAGGCAAAACCGUGAAGGUUGAGCUCAACGUGGGUAAGGCGAGUAUGAGUGGCGGUGGCCUGCCUGAGGGCUAUGACGCGCUGCAGUUCCAUCUUCAUUGGGGCAACGGCAGCUCAGUGGGAGGGUCGGAGCACACGGUGGAUGGCCAUCGAUACCCCAUGGAGCUUCAUAUUGUGCAUGUCAAGAAAUCCCACAGUUUGAAUACCACUACAGCCGUUGGUGAUGGCACAGGCUUGGCUGUUCUUGGCUUCCUCAUCGAGGCGGACUCCAGCACAACCAAUCAACCAGCUGCAUGGCAUACGCUUGCCAAUCACCUUCACAACAUCACGCUUAAGGAUCAGUAUGUGAACUUCACCGGUAUCUCCCUGAACGAGCUCAUCAAUGGAGUUGACAUGACGGAGUACUACAGAUACAUGGGCUCUCUCACCACACCUGCCUGCAAUGAGGCCGUCGUCUGGACCGUUUUCAAGAAAAAAAUCAAAAUCAGCAAAAAUCUGAUUGACCUCUUCAGCAACACUGUGCGCAUUGGGAACACCACCUCUUCAGAACUCAUGACCAAUGUCUACCGUAAUGUGCAAGCCCUCAACGGACGUACUGUCCAAUCAACUCCUAUCGCAUACUGCUACGAUGAUGUUACAUGCCAUCCCACCGUGUGGCCGACGCUCUUUGCAUCCCAUUGCAGUGGAGAUCGCCAGUCACCCAUUAACAUCCUGACUAGCGAGGCCGAUGACGACACCAGCCUGGGCUCAUUCUCCUUUACCGGCUUCGAUGACACCGCUGCUAUGUCCAAGAUCAAGAACACUGGCAAAACUGUGAAGAUUGAGUUCAAGAGUGGUACGCUGAGUGUGAGUGGUGGGGGCCUGUCUGAAACCUACAGCACCUUGCAGUUCCAUCUUCACUGGGGCAACCAUAGCACCGUGGCUGGGUCUGAACACACCGUGGAUGGCAAGCAGUACCCUAUGGAGUUGCACAUUGUGAAUGCCAAGGGUUCACACAAUGGGAAUCUAACCAACAUCCUGGCUGACGGCACUGGUCUGGCUGCUCUUGGCUUCUUCAUUGAGGCUGACCCAGACACCACGAACCAGCCAGCUAGUUGGAAGACCCUUACAGACCACCUCUCCAGUAUCACAGAAAAAGAUACCUAUGCAAACAUCACCGGCAUCUCCAUGAAUGACCUCAUCAGUGGCGUCGACCUGACUAAGUACUUCAGGUACAUGGGCUCCCUCACCACACCCGACUGCAAUGAGGCCGUCGUCUGGACCGUUUUUGAGGAGAAAAUCAAAGUCAGCAAAAAUCUGAUCGACCUGUUCAGCUCCACUGUGCUCAUUGGCCACACCGGCUCCUCGUUCGCCGUCAACACAUUCCGCCCCGUGCAGUCUCUCAACAGCCGACAGAUCUUCCGUGCAGCCACUGCCUCCACGUCCUCAGCCCCCUCUUCUACAGCCAAGGCCUCGCUGCCUCUCCUCCUCCUCGGUGCACUGUACGUCGUCCUCCGCACUUGCUAGGAGUCGGGAAAAGCGGGGAUGAUGGGAUGCACUGCCCCAAACCCCAACUCCCCCGAAGGCGGACAAAGAUGCAUCUACAUCGGAUUGAGAAAGUUAAAGUCCUACCAGAUAUUUUGUCUGCCUGUGCUCCCUAACACAGAUGACCUCAGUAAUUAGCUAAUCUACGUGGCUAAAGACAUAGAUAUGAACACUAGAUACCAUCUUCAACCUUCUGGUGUUACCUUACCCUGGGCGACGCCAUCUUGGGCCAGUAACAUGAUAGACGUUACAGCCAGCUACUAGGACAAAGUGUAUUUCGCCUUGUCACUGAUUGAUGAUGGCAGCUUUGACUUUCUGACUUUGUUCCAAUACAAAGGCAUGGUCAAAGCAAUGUCUGGUGUUCAUAUCUAUCAUACCCCCUGAAAAGCCAAAAAAAUCGAUUGAGAAAGUGCUGUCAGAUAUUCCCUGUGCUUGUGUCCCUAACAAAGGCAAUUAAUUAGCUCAUCUAGGCCUACCUGGCAAAAGAGGUGAGGUUAUUGAGGCAUAUAUGGCAUUGAAUUGGCUAGAGAAAAUAUGUGCCUGGGUAUUUACUCUUUAAACCCGGGGCACUUGCAGUGUUUCAUGAUCUCUGGAAGGAUUGGCAAUGUAUGUAUGUACUGUAUUUACUGUACUGUAUAUACUGUAAGUAAAAAGUCUGGUCUUCCUAAACUGUUUUAUCCACUUCAAGAUUACAGUAUAACACGAUUCUGCGUUUAUGUUGAAUAGUUGCAUUCAGGUACUGGGAUGUAAUUUGUUCAAUAAGCAAAGGACACAGAGUCAAAACCAAAAGAUGUGAAAUGACCCCUUUUUUCUGCAUGCUAGAAACGCACAUGCUGCUUAGUACUGUAAGCCUACUUUAUCUCACUUUUUAAUCUUUUGUAUUUAUCCAUUCUGUUUAUUCCAUGUUGAAUGAAGGCCAGCAGACUCUUUGUCAAAAGUGAUUUUCUUUUUGAUUUGACGAGAGGUCUGAAGGACAUUAAGCACAUCAUGUAUGUUAUUUAUAUUUUGAUUUUUGUUCUUAUUGUUUUUGUCAUGAAGUAUGACUCAGGUGAGGUGAAUGAAGAAAACAAAAAAUCUCUUUAUUUUAAUAUAGUCAGAACUGAAUGUCUCUUAUUUUACUGGGCUAUUGUCUGCCCAACAAAUAAACUUGACAAAGCUACAAUUUAUUGAAUAGAAGCUUGAGGGGAAAUUUGAUGAAAUGAAUGUUGAGCUACAGUUUUCAUUACUGACUGUGUUCACGGUUGUUGUUUUGCACAAGGUAAUCCUUUGUCUACUGUGUUCAUCUACUGAGUUUCUUUGUAAUGAAGUAAUUUUGUGUACUGAUGAGCCUUAUCUAAUGUUAAUAAAAGUCUAUGAUUCUA
This is a messenger RNA of Engraulis encrasicolus (European anchovy), 3249 nucleotides long. Its product is annotated as carbonic anhydrase 4-like. The transcript has 16 exons. NCBI's taxonomy places the organism in Eukaryota, Metazoa, Chordata, Actinopteri, Clupeiformes, Engraulidae. Gene Ontology annotation, biological process: one-carbon metabolic process. Gene Ontology annotation, molecular function: zinc ion binding; carbonate dehydratase activity. Gene Ontology annotation, cellular component: plasma membrane. The record is from RefSeq and is a predicted model, not a curated record. Bases 110 to 1870 code for a protein of 586 amino acids.